Molecule: messenger RNA, 1846 nt
Organism: Hippopotamus amphibius kiboko
Lineage: Eukaryota; Metazoa; Chordata; Mammalia; Artiodactyla; Hippopotamidae
Gene: SLC38A5
Product: solute carrier family 38 member 5
Exons: 16
Coding region: 88-1491 (467 amino acids)
Biological process (GO): glycine transport; L-glutamine transport; L-histidine transmembrane transport
Molecular function (GO): glycine transmembrane transporter activity; L-glutamine transmembrane transporter activity
Source: RefSeq, a predicted model, not a curated record
AGCGGGAGCCCUGCUGCCCGGCGGCAGGGUCCCAGAGCCCUAGUCUGAGUUGCAGCCGCUUCAAGAGCUGUGAGAGGAGCAGGGAGGAUGGAACUGCAGGAUCCAAAGAUGAACGGAGCCCUCCCUGGGGGUGCUGUGGACUACAGGCAGGAGCGCGAGGGCUUCCUGCCCAGCCAUAGUCCUUCUCCUGGGAGGAAGCCAGCCCAGUUCAUGGAUUUCGAGGGGAAGACAUCGUUUGGAAUGUCAGUGUUCAACCUCAGCAACGCCAUCAUGGGCAGCGGCAUCCUGGGGCUGGCCUAUGCCAUGGCGCACACGGGGGUCCUCUUCUUCUUGGCCCUGCUGCUCUGCAUCGCUCUUCUGUCUUCGUACUCCAUCCAUCUCCUGCUGACCUGUGCUGGUGUUGUAGGCAUCCGAGCCUAUGAACAGCUGGGACAGAGGGCGCUGGGGCCUGUGGGGAAGGUAGUGGUGGCUGCGGUCAUCUGUCUCCACAAUGUUGGGGCCAUGUCCAGUUACCUGUUCAUCAUCAAAUCCGAACUCCCCCUGGUUAUCAGCACUUUCCUGGACACGGACAUUGAGGGGGUCUGGUUCUUGAAGGGAAACCUCCUCAUCAUCAUUGUCAGUGUGUUAAUCAUCCUGCCACUGGCCCUCAUGAGACACUUGGGCUACCUGGGGUAUACCAGUGGUCUCUCUCUGACCUGUAUGCUGUUUUUCCUCAUUUCGGUCAUCUAUAAGAAGUUCCAGCUUGGCUGUACUAUAGGCCGCAAUGAGACAGCAGUGGAGAGCAAGAGCCCCCCGAGCCUCAAUACAAGCUGUGAGGCCCAGAUGUUCACAGCUGACUCACAGAUGUUCUACACAGUGCCCAUUAUGGCUUUUGCUUUUGUCUGCCACCCUGAGGUGCUGCCCAUCUACACGGAACUCUGCCGGCCCUCCAAGCGCAGGAUGCAGGCUGUGGCCAACGUGUCCAUUGGAGCCAUGUUCUGCAUGUACGGGCUCACAGCGACCUUUGGAUACCUCACCUUCUAUAGCAGCGUGGAGGCGGAGAUGCUGCACAUGUACAGCCAGAAGGACCUGCUCAUCCUCUGUGUGCGCCUAGCUGUGCUGCUCGCGGUGACUCUCACUGUGCCAGUUGUGUUAUUCCCUAUCCGCCGGGCUCUGCAGCAGCUGCUCUUCCCAAGCAAGGCCUUCAGCUGGCCACGCCAUGUGGCCAUAGCCCUGAUCCUGCUUGUCUUGGUCAAUGUCCUCGUCAUCUGUGUGCCAACCAUCCGGGAUAUCUUUGGGGUUAUUGGGUCCACCUCAGCCCCCAGCCUCAUUUUCAUCCUUCCCAGCAUCUUCUACCUCCGCAUUGUACCCUCUGAGGUGGAGCCCCUCUACUCCUGGCCCAAGAUCCAGGCUCUGUGUUUUGGUAUCCUGGGGGUCCUCUUCAUGGCGAUCAGUCUAGGUUUCAUGUUUGCCAACUGGGCCACAGGCCAGAGCCAUGUAUCUGGACACUGACCAAGCCCUGCUCCGCCUGGGCCCCCGUGCGCAUGCGCCUGUGCAUGUGGAGGAAGAUGGGGCUGCUCUCCUGGGUCCCUCCUGCCUGGGGUGUGGAGGUGGCUGGUUCCCAUCAACAUGGCUGUUGGAGGUAGGGGGCCCCAGAGGCUGAAGAGUGUUCUACUCCCUUCCUCCCCAGGGGAUGUCGAGCUUGGAUCAUGGCUCUAACCCCAACCCCAACCCCACAGGAGGAGGGGGAGGCCAGGUCCUUGGGGAGCCCCUGCCCAGCCCAGUCUUUUCUGCCUCCUCCUGGCAGAAGCUGUUUGUCAGGGUCACCCUUGAGCUAAAGGGGAAGAAUAAAGAUGCUGAAUUGCAA